AUGCCAGCUGGUGUGUCUUGGGGCCAAUAUUUAAAAUUUAUGUCCUGUGCCGUUUUAUCAAUGAUGGCCGGUUCACAAUUGGUUCAUAUGUACUAUAAGCCUUUGGAAGACUUAGAUGUGUACAUAGACAAAGAAGUGGAAGAGGUUUCAAAAACGAAAGGCGUAAAAUUAAGUGGGAUAUCAAUUAAGAAAACAGAUCCUACAACUAAUGCGACAUAAAUAAUGCACAGAAAUAAAUAACUAAACAAAAUUAGAA
Musca domestica (house fly) is the source of this 256-nucleotide messenger RNA. It is a transcript of the gene sloth2, whose product is annotated as ubiquinol-cytochrome-c reductase complex assembly factor 6. Bases 1 to 219 code for a protein of 72 amino acids. Gene Ontology annotation, cellular component: mitochondrion. The transcript has a single exon. The record is from RefSeq and is a predicted model, not a curated record. Gene Ontology annotation, biological process: mitochondrial respiratory chain complex III assembly. Lineage: Eukaryota; Metazoa; Arthropoda; Insecta; Diptera; Muscidae.